AUGGUGAUGCUACGAUUGACAGCGGAGCAGUACAGGAAGCUUCCCAUCCUGGUGGACAAGUCGACGUGCGUGGGGAAGACGUACAUUAUCACCGGAGGUAACUCCGGAUUGGGCUUGGAGACUGCCCGCCACCUCGUGGCCGCCUCCGCCGCGACGGUCGUCCUGGCCGUGAGGAAUCUGGGCGCCGGAGAGGCGGCCAAGGCAGACAUUGAGAAGUCGACGGGACGCAAGGGCGUCGUACAGGUGCGGCACUUGGACCUGUCAACCUACGCCGCCGUUCAGACCUUUGCCAAGGAGAUGUCUCAGGAGCUAGACAGGAUCGACGGCUUCGUCUGCAACGCUGGCAUCAUGAUCGACCAGUGGGAGACUUUCGAAGGCGUUGAGAGCAGCAUCUUCGUCAACGUCGUCAAUACCCUGUUCCUCGGGGCCCUGAUGAUGCCCAAGCUGAGCGAGAGCGCACGCAGGUUUGGCAUCAAGUCGACACUUGUCUUCAUCGUCAGCGUGCUGGGGUACACCGUCAAGGCCGAGAUGGACAAGAGCCGCAGCGGGGGCGUCUUUGACGGGCUCAACGACCAGAAGCGUGCAAACAUGGACUCGAGGUACGCUCUCACAAAGCUCGUCGAGGAAUGUGCCGUCCGUCAGUUCGCGGCCCAGUUUCCCGUAGACCGUACGGGCGUCGUCAUUACCAUGGUCGCCCCCGGUCUCUGCACCACCGGUUUGGGACGCGAUGCGAGGACCUUCACCAAGAUCAUGCACGAGGCGGUCCGCGCCAUGAUGGCCCGCACGGCCGAGGUCGGCAGCCGCACCAUCCUACACGGCCUGGUGGUCGGCGAGGAGGGCCACGGAAAGCUUCUGUCGGGCUGCAAGAUCAAGGAAUUCUGGGUGCCGGACUGGCUCAGCAACGACGAGGGCCAGCGCUUGCAAAAGACGAUAUGGAAGGAGCUUGUCGCCAAGCUGGAACAGGUGCAGCCCGGAUGCAUUACUCAGAUUUCCUAG
Molecule: messenger RNA, 996 nt
Organism: Colletotrichum navitas
Lineage: Eukaryota; Fungi; Ascomycota; Sordariomycetes; Glomerellales; Glomerellaceae
Exons: 3
Coding region: 1-996 (331 amino acids)
Source: RefSeq, a predicted model, not a curated record